AAUUAACAGAGCAAGGGAGAGAAGGUAGCAUUUAUUAGCAAACACAGAAAUAAAAAGGGACUGCACUGCUAAAACAGGAGAUUAAAAAUCCAGUCUAAAGUUUUAAUGAUGGCCAGUCCUCAGAUACCGCUUAAUGAUCUGGGACAUGGCUGCACCAUUGUCACUCAAGUUGUUCCCUCAACAACUGUUUCAGUUGUAGCAGAACAAAAUUUAUCUCAGAUUCAAAGUCCACUGAAGAAAUUCCUGAAAGGAGAACCCAAAGCACUGGGCGUUGUCCAAAUAAUGAUUGCUUUGUUGACGAUAUUGUUUGGUAUCGUGAUGAUGUUCCCUGCUCAGACUGCCAGCGUGUUCUCUGGAGUUGUUUUCUGGGGCUCACUGAUUCACAUCAGCGCUGGGUCUCUGGCUGUUUCAGCGAGCAACAAGCUUAAUGUCUGUAAGGUAAAAGCCGCUCUGGUGCUAAAUAUCUUCAGCACAAUAGCUGCAGGAAUCACCGUCAUCAUGCUUUCUAUGGAUUUGCUGCAUGGCCCGGUGUAUAACUGCUAUUACAAUGACUAUUAUUACGGUUAUGGAUGCAGAUAUAACUACAUUGCAGCGAGUUUUUCCAAUGGAAUUACUGGUGUUUUGCUGCUUUUCUCUCUGCUCCAGUUUGCCGUUUCCAUUACAGUUUCAGCCUUCACCUGCAAAGCCACCUGCACCGAUCAACCUACUCUGAACAUUAUCAAUGUGGUUCAGAACCCGGCAAGUGGUGUUCCUGUGGUCAUUUCCAACCCAGCUUAUCAUGCACAACCGGGUGUGCAUACAAUAAAUGAUAUGCCCAGGAGCAGUUCACCUCCAGUCUAUUAUGGGAACAUCAAUGGAACUUUGGAUAAUUCAAAGCUUGAAGGCUAAUGGUAACAGUUAGUGGUUUCACAGUUGGAGCUAGAGAAUAAUGGAAGAUUGUAACAAGAAUGAUAUAAGAAUGAUAUAUACAAAGGCCUGGUUCUGGAAAAAAAAAAAUGGCUGUCACAGAAAAUGCUCUGAACAAGAUGGCCACUAAAUUGGAAGUAUAGAUCAUAACGGGAAGUUGAAAAAAAACAGAUACAUUUAAUCCAAAAUAUUACGUUGUGUUUAGUUUUGUGAAGCUAUUUAUUACCAUACUCUUACAUUUUUGUUUAUUUCAAAAUUAUGACUUGAAUGUACUAGCCAGUGUACAACUGUGCAAAAGAAAUGUGCUAAAUAAAAGCUUUCAAUUUGAUUGUACAUCUAACAUCUAAUCUAAUUUAAUCUAUAGUCUUAUCCUAAUUUCAUAUGAUUAAAGACAUUUUUGUCAGUUUUUAUGUUUUUAUAUAGUUUUUUUGUAUUGCAACACUUAUACUUAUUUUGUUCAUUAAAAAUAACCAAUAAUAUUGAUCACUUUGUAAUGAAGUGUCAAAGACAGAUAUUUUUUUAAUAUUAUUAGACAUAGAGAGGAGUUCAUUCCCUAUGUGGAUGAUUCUGAGCUUUGGAUUGUCACAUUAUUUCAACAAGCAAACAAUCUUCUGAAUGCUCCAUUACUUACU
This is a messenger RNA of Clarias gariepinus (North African catfish), 1538 nucleotides long. RefSeq names its product membrane-spanning 4-domains subfamily A member 4A-like. The transcript is spliced from 8 exons. NCBI's taxonomy places the organism in Eukaryota, Metazoa, Chordata, Actinopteri, Siluriformes, Clariidae. Gene Ontology annotation, cellular component: membrane. Bases 106 to 888 code for a protein of 260 amino acids. The record is from RefSeq and is a predicted model, not a curated record.